Molecule: messenger RNA, 1491 nt
Organism: Coprinopsis cinerea okayama7#130
Lineage: Eukaryota; Fungi; Basidiomycota; Agaricomycetes; Agaricales; Psathyrellaceae
Exons: 6
Coding region: 184-1491 (435 amino acids)
Source: RefSeq, a predicted model, not a curated record
AAGCAGUUGCACAGAACUCCAUUGGCCUGACCCACAGAUUUCACGUCGUUUGUUUCCGCCCAGUCACCAGCUUUCUUCCUUCCAGUUCGCCAGCAACGAACGUAGCCCUCAACGGAACAGUAGACGUUCCUGACAGGACGUUGCAGCAACCCAGAAGCCACAGGCCUUGAUAGGAUAUCGAAGAUGGCAUCGCCCGCAGUCUCCUCCACGCAAGCUGCCGUAGCCGCGGUCCAGCAAUACCUCUCGCCUCUCCUCGAGCAGCUCUCGAAAGUCAGCGCCCUGUUCAACUUCAACCCCGCCAUGGUCAAACUCUUGAAGGCGGUCGUCUUCGUGGUCUUCGUUCUCAACAUUCGGUCAUGGCCUUUGGUUUGGCACGUUCGCAUCUGGCGCUGGGCAAUCUUGAAACGUUUGGAUUAUCGUCUAUUCCGCAUACGCACUGCUCUGCACUCGAAGGAGAAGCGAGGGAGACUGGAGGACAAAUGGGUGGAGAAUUCGAUUGCAUUGGGAGCCCAUCCCUUCAAGUAUACGUCGUCGUAUCACACCUAUGCCAGCUUGGACGAAAGCGACUUCAACAUGCAUCUCAGCAACUCUAGCUACGCCAAAACGUUGGAUUCUGCCCGAUUUAAGCUGGCGGUAGAAAUGUUCACUCCUUUCUUCCGAGGUGGAGGAUGGAUUCCGUUGGCCGCUACGCAAUAUCAUUUCAUCUGUGAAAUUCCCAUCUUGGCGUCAUACGAAGUUCGCACAAGUCUUGGUGCUUGGGAUGGCAAAUGGUUCUACCUCGUUUCGAAAUUCGUCAUGCCCGCCAACAAGUCGAAGAAGAAGCGAAAGUCGAGACCUGCCGCCGCAAACGGAAACGGAAACCCUGACUCCAUGGCAUCCCUUCGAACUCCCUCCUGCGAAGACGACGUCUCUUCUGGAACCUCUACCCCAGUUUCUGGAUCCUCCGCCACUCCGAACCCCGUCGGCGCCAACGGCCUCGCUGCCCAGCUCUUGAAAGCCAAGGCCGAAUCCGCAAACGGAAACGCAAACGGCACUGCGACGCCCUCAUCCAAGCGACCCGAACACGACCACCUGGACAUUGAAGAACCCGACGGCGCACAAGUUCACACAGUCGCCAUCUCCCGAUGCUGCUUCAAGGUUGGAAGGAUCACCGUCCCCCCAGCAUUGGUGUUCGCGUUGUGCGGUAUGAGUUCGGAAGGCGCGGCUGCAUCCUCCAGCUCGGUUGUCUCGGCGAAGAACUUCAAGCCUAGUCUGCCACCCCAUUGGCCUGCGGUUCGGGCCACCUGCUCGCCCUUCAACGCGAGCGCAAAAGGCAAAGGAAGGGCCAAGGUUGGAGGAUAUGGAACGUUUGACCCUCGUGUGAUCAGUCGAUUCUUGAAGGGCGGUUGGAAGGAGGUUGAGGACCCCAAAGACAAGUGGUGGGAGCGGGCGUUUGAUAGUGUCAGGGAGGAGAAUGAGGCUCGUCUGAGGAAGCUGGAGGGUCGGGCGUGA